This is a messenger RNA of Spea bombifrons (plains spadefoot toad), 675 nucleotides long. It is a transcript of the gene ENY2, whose product is annotated as ENY2 transcription and export complex 2 subunit. The record is from RefSeq and is a predicted model, not a curated record. The transcript is spliced from 5 exons. NCBI's taxonomy places the organism in Eukaryota, Metazoa, Chordata, Amphibia, Anura, Pelobatidae. Gene Ontology annotation, biological process: positive regulation of DNA-templated transcription; poly(A)+ mRNA export from nucleus; regulation of transcription by RNA polymerase II. Bases 117 to 407 code for a protein of 96 amino acids. Gene Ontology annotation, cellular component: SAGA complex; DUBm complex; nuclear pore. Gene Ontology annotation, molecular function: transcription coactivator activity; chromatin binding.
UAAGUUUAGCCAGACGCGUCUAGGCCGCCAUAUUGGUGGUUGCCGGGUAACAAGACUGGGAGGUCUGGGCGUAGUAACUUCCCUGAGGCCUUUCUCCGUAAAAUUCGGUCUCCGCUAUGAAUAAGGACGCUCAGAUCCGAGCUGUAAUCAACCAGAAGCUUAUUGAAACAGGGGAGAGAGAGCGCCUUAAAGAGCUCUUGAGGGCAAAACUAAUGGAAUGCGGGUGGCGAGAUCAGUUAAAGGCACACUGCAAAGAUGUUAUCCAUGAUAAAGGCCUGGAACAUGUAACCGUUGAUGAUUUGGUUGCAGAAAUUACCCCCAAAGGCAGAGCUCUCGUGCCUGACAGUGUAAAGAAGGAACUAUUGCAAAAAAUCCGGACAUUCCUUGCCCAGCAUACAAGUCUCUAAUAAAGAUUGUGUUUGUAUGUACAUUUCAUGUAAACAAGGCUUUCAUUUUUGUUUUUGCGUUUAAAUAUAUAUAAUUUGUUUUGCAUUAUUUUACUGCAUAUGUUAAUAAAAGUGCCAUAUUUCUGACGUUAGCAUUUUCAUUUGCGAUGAUGACUGAUCUAAGGUAAUGUAGUGUAGGCAGCUUUUUACUGAUGCCCAUUACAAUGUAUAUUCCCAGAUAAAUCCAGUGAUCCCUAGGAUUAACAUUUUAAUAAAGAUCUACUAAAAA